AAAAACCACCCGCGCUAUUUGUGUGCGAAUACUCGGAAGUUUCAUUGCAAUAUUUUAACGGCAUUCUAAUCCGCAAGUCAUUGUGGGUCCCGUUAAGGUUUGCCGUCGUUCGCAGGGCUCCAACCCUUCCCUUGCACCCUUUAGCCCCGCCCACAUCGUCGGGCAUUUGGACAAUCCCUGCAUUUGGUAACUCAUUUUGUGUCUACAAGUCUCCCGAGCAUUUGACGCGUAUCCAUACAAAAUGUCGUUCUGGACGCCCUAUACUGGAAAAGCCUUGGAUUUAACAAAAACGGUGAAAGAAGAAAGACUGACGCCCCCACUUGUUCCAGAAACACCUACGUUCCAGUACGCUCCGAGAUUUUCAGCUACGGAGCAUUUUCCGAAUCCGUACGCUUCGAUAACUUCCCCAGAAGUGAGGACUUUCGACACAAGAUUACCAUCGCCUGACGCGGGAAGGACCUGGUCUCCGUAUUCGAAGAACAGUCGCUCACCAGUAAGAACGCCGGAGUUAUACGACGCAGAUUCGCUGUCAGAUGAUGUGGAGUAUCAGGCGUUUGAGAGAGACGCUCUGCGAGCAAUGGCAGAAAAAAAUGGCGGGACACUGCUGGGCAACAACCCGCGAAUGCGCCGCGCCGUUCAGACCAGCCAAGCUGUCGAUGACUUAUACAGGAAGCAGCGCGAGCGCAAUAACUUCGCCGCCAAACAGAGCCGCGAUAGGAGGAAGCUGAGGGAAGUAAGAUUAGCGUUUCAAGUGACAUUUCUUCAGAAAAAGCUGUCUGUACUCAGGGCCCAGUUAGGAACACGGUAUUGUACACGGUGCCAGUUUCAGUGCUAGACUUUGAUGGAUUUAUUUGUGAACGUCAGGACCUAUGUAGUAUCGCAUAAUUUAAUGAAAUAUUUAAGCUCAUUUAAGCACAAAAUCGGUUCAAUCUUUCUACAUACAUUUCAUUAAGAUAUGUGAUACUACGUUUUAGGUAAGUGACUUAAGACUUGACCAAAAGACUGGAUUUAAAAACGACGUCCUGAAAAAAAAAAGGGCCUCACUCAGCACCAGCCGUGGCGUAAACCACGACCUAUUAUGUGGAUCCUGUGACAUGGACAUCGUGUUCCUUUAAUAUGUGUUUUUAGUCUAAGUACAUAGUUUAUACGUAUAAUACUAAAACUAAAUGAAUUUCUUGUAUUGUGAGGAUUGCUUUUUGUCUGAAUUUGCAUUAGAAUAAAAUAUAAUUAUUGUAAAUAUCUUUAAAUAGUAUGUUAAAAACGAAAUAUGUAAAAGUACCUAAAUGUCUAAAGUAUGGUAUGAUUAUCAGCCCAGUGAUUUAUAUACCUAUAACUUGAUAAUAAAAUACCUAUGGACUGUUUAAGUGGGUGGGUGUAUAAUUAGCUACUAUUGUCAUUAGUUAGUCAUUAGCGUUAUUAUUGUGUGCAAUUCUGACCUUAGUUUAAUUACGGUAGUAAUUACUUAG
Messenger RNA from Pectinophora gossypiella (pink bollworm), 1466 nucleotides. Its product is annotated as hepatic leukemia factor-like. The record is from RefSeq and is a predicted model, not a curated record. Lineage: Eukaryota; Metazoa; Arthropoda; Insecta; Lepidoptera; Gelechiidae. The transcript has a single exon. The coding region runs from base 242 to 835 and encodes 197 amino acids. Gene Ontology annotation, biological process: regulation of DNA-templated transcription. Gene Ontology annotation, molecular function: DNA-binding transcription factor activity.